CAUAAACAUAGCAGAACGGUGAAACCAGUAACUUCCGCUGAUUUGUCGAAGCCACUGCCGGGAGGCGUUAGAUUUUCGUUGACGAGAUCAAAAGUGUUGCCGUGAUCUCAUCUUUUCGACCGGAGUUGGAAGCAUUUAAUCACAUUAACACUUUUCCCAAUAGCCUAUUUGCCCCCGUCAAAAAGCCUUCCGAUCAUCAUCAUCAUCACGAUCAUCAAAGGCAUUGUUUUACCGGCGUGAUGGGAGCCAUGAAUAUAUCUCUAGUCGUAUCAGGACUAGUUGUGUACUUUCGAUGAUCCCAAGUUACCCGGAAUCCUACUAAAUCAAAUCCCCAAUGUAUCCGAAGGUGAAGAUGGUUACACUUACACACCACCGAGGGUUCUCAAGUCUCAUCAUAUCUCCACUUCAGAUGCCAAUAUAUCAUCAUCAAAAGCAGCUGCGAAGGUCGACAGAAAAGUUGCAGAGGGAAAUAAACCAAAUAAUAAGGUCAACAAGAAAAUUACAGAGGUAAUUAAGCCAAGUUCUAUCCUGCCACCGCGAGCUGUUUUAUCGAGUCCAGAGAAUGAUUUGAUGCUCAGAACCAAAAACAAAACAAAAACAGAACGUUCAGAGUCGAAGAAUCAUAAGCUGAGUCAAAACACGCAUGCCAAGUGCAACAAGUCUUAUGAACUCGAGAAGAAAAACAGCUCAUGGUCAUGGAAAUGAUUAUUAGAUGUGUGCAACGGAUU
Lactuca virosa is the source of this 728-nucleotide messenger RNA. Lineage: Eukaryota; Viridiplantae; Streptophyta; Magnoliopsida; Asterales; Asteraceae. The record is from the annotation of a GenBank genome assembly.